Messenger RNA from Diversispora eburnea, 642 nucleotides. Lineage: Eukaryota; Fungi; Glomeromycota; Glomeromycetes; Diversisporales; Diversisporaceae. The record is from the annotation of a GenBank genome assembly.
AUGGCAGCUUUUGAAAACGUAUCACAUAUAUACGAUAUAUCUGUAAAUAAACUUGCCAACUUUAAUACAACUCGAGGAGAAAGUGAUGGAUUAAGAAAGUUGGUAUUAUUAAAUAACUUUGUAUACACAAAAUUCGUUGUCCCAGAACAAUUAGAACAAUUAUCAAUACCAUCACAACAACGAUUUGAUCCGUUAGAAGAAUUAUGGUUAGAUGAUGAUGAUGUAAAGAAAGAUGAAGAAAAUUGGCUUGACGCAUGUUUAGAUGAUUCUAGUUAUGAAUCAAUAAUAGAAACAACGGAAUCGAAUAAAGGGAAAGGAUUUCAUCCAUAUUGGAAAGAUAAUAGUAUAAUAUCUCCAAGAUCUCAAAUAUCUCUUCCUUCCCCUUCUUCUCAUUCUCCUAUUUCACCUCCUUCGAUAGAAUCAUAUCGUCCGUUCUUUGAUCUUAACAAUAAUAUUCCUUGUUUGUUAGAUUAUCAUAAUCAACAACAAUCAUCUAUUCCUCCCUCUCAAAUUAUUUCAUCCACAAAAAGAUCAAAAGAUGAUUUCGAUAUUCUCUAUUCACUUACAACUUCUCCACGAAAUUUAGGAAAUUUAGAUCAAGGCGCUAUAAUUGAUAUGUUUAAUAUGUUAGAUUGUAUAUAG